Molecule: messenger RNA, 1100 nt
Organism: Cebus imitator (Panamanian white-faced capuchin)
Lineage: Eukaryota; Metazoa; Chordata; Mammalia; Primates; Cebidae
Product: heat shock cognate 71 kDa protein-like
Biological process (GO): cellular response to unfolded protein; vesicle-mediated transport; protein refolding
Cellular component (GO): nucleus; cytoplasm; plasma membrane
Molecular function (GO): heat shock protein binding; misfolded protein binding; ATP hydrolysis activity
Source: RefSeq, a predicted model, not a curated record
UCAUUGAACUCCUCUGCAACUCUCAGGAUUACUGUGGUUUUCUUCGUUGUCGGGGCCAGGCCUACAUGCCAGCAACCAUGUCGAAGAGACCUGCCGUUGGUAUUGAUCUUGGCACCACCUACUCUUGUGUGGGUGUUUUCCAGUACAGAAAAGUAGAAAUAAUUGCCAAUGAUCAGGGAAACCGAACCACUCCAAGCUAUGUCGCCUUUACGGACACUGAGCGAUUGAUAGGUGAUGCCACAAAGAAUCAAGUUGCAAUGAACCCCACCAACACGGUUUUUGAUGCCAAACGUCUGAUUGGAUGCAGAUUUGAUGAUGCUGUUUCCCAGUCUGAUAUGAAGCAUUGGCCGUUUAUGGUGGUGAAUGAUGCUGGCAGGCCCAAGGUCCAAGUAGAAUACAAGGGAGAGACAAAAAGCUUCUAUCCAGAGGAGGUAUCCUCUAUGGUUCUGACAAAGAUGAAGGAAAUUGCAGAAGCCUACCUUGGGAAGACUGUUACCAAUGCUGUGGUCACAGUGCCCGCUUACUUUAAUGACUCUCAGCGUCAGGCUACCAAAGAUGCUGGAACUAUUGCUGGUCUCAAUGUACUUAGAAUUAUUAAUGAGCCAACUGCUGCUGCUAUUGCUUACGGCUUAGACAAAAAGGUUGGAGCUGAAAGAAACGUGCUGAUCUUUGACCUGGGAGGUGACACUUUUGAUGUGUCAAUCCUCCCUAUUGAGGAUGGAAUCUUUGAGGUCAAGUCUACAGCCGGAGACGCCCACUUGGGUGGAGAAGAUUUUGAUAACCGAAUGAUCAACCAUUUCAUUGCUGAGUUCAAGUGCAAACAUAAGAAGGACGUAAGUGAGAACAAGAGAGCUGUAAGACGCCUCCGUACUGCUUGUGAGCGUGCUAAGCGUACUCUCUCUUCCAGCACCCCCAGUAUUGAGAUCGAUUCUCUCUAUGAAGGAAUCGAUUUCUAUACCUCCAUUACCCGUGCCCGAUUUGAAGAAUUGAAUGCUGAUCUGUUCCGUGGAACCCUGGACCCCGUAGAGAAGGCCCUUCGAGAUGCCAAACUAGACAAGUAUAACAUUCGCUUCUCAAUGCUGUUGCGGACUGUUGGAUGA